GGUGAUGAGGGAUGGAAGAAAGUCGUCGUAUGCGUAGUUGCUGAUGGUCGUGAACAAAUCGAGCCAAGUUCUUUAGCUUACUUAGCGGCUCUUGGUGUCUAUCAAGAUGGUGUUGCAGUGGACAAAGUGAGAAAUGAGGCCGUUAAUGCUCAUAUAUAUGAGUAUACAACUCAAAUUUCAAUCGACCAUUCUAUGCAAUUUAAAACGCUUGGAGAGGAUUCUGAAGUUGUUCCAGUCCAAGUACUCUUUUGCCUUAAAGAAAAAAAUGCUAAAAAGAUCAACUCUCAUCGAUGGUUCUUUAAUGCCUUUGGUCCAAUUCUUGAACCUAAUAUAUGUGUUCUUAUUGACGUUGGUACCGAACCAG
Messenger RNA from Dentiscutata heterogama, 364 nucleotides. The record is from the annotation of a GenBank genome assembly. Lineage: Eukaryota; Fungi; Glomeromycota; Glomeromycetes; Diversisporales; Gigasporaceae.